AUGAACCUGGUUUCGUCUGACUGGAAGUACCAUAUUGAGCUUAUCCAAGACCUGACGCGAGAACACAGGCCGACCCCAACCAAUCUAAUCGUCUGCAUCUCACGCGAGGACUUCCUCCACCAUCUCGCUCUCCAAGUCCAGCACCACUCGGCAGAUGCCACAAGUUCCCAGGCAGAGCCUCAUCCAGGGGCCGGCAAGGGUCUGCCGGAGUCCCAGCCACAUGCUCACCACUUUCUGACACCGACAUUGCGUUUAUUUGCGGCUAGCAAACACGUCAAGCUGAUUUACUGCCCAACUAUCCUAGUGCUGCGAGGAUACUUGUCGAGUUACAAUGCGGACUCUGUGCCACAAUCGGUACCGGCCUCCCGCCUGAUCAUCGUCGAUCUGCUGGCGCUUCAUCACGGCACGUCCGAAUUCACCCUGCAGGGCCUUUCACGGUCUCUAGCCACGGCUGUGUCGGCAGCACACGCUGCUGGACAGGAGCUCCUACUUACCGAGUGUAGAGACAUUCGAGACCAAUCCCAUCCGGAUCGGGGGUCGCGUCUCUGGGACAGGCAAGUGCCCUUGUUGAGUGGCUCUGUCAAAAUCGGUCUAGAGGGCUCAAGAUGGGCCGGUCGAUCCAUGACCAUUAAAGCUAUUGCGUCAAGGUGGUUCACAUUCGCAGGGGUUCGAGCGCAAGUUCGCACACAGCAAGAUGAAGACGAGAUGCUCAUUUAA
Molecule: messenger RNA, 717 nt
Organism: Cyphellophora europaea CBS 101466
Lineage: Eukaryota; Fungi; Ascomycota; Eurotiomycetes; Chaetothyriales; Cyphellophoraceae
Exons: 1
Coding region: 1-717 (238 amino acids)
Source: RefSeq, a predicted model, not a curated record